Messenger RNA from Lodderomyces margitis, 1299 nucleotides. RefSeq names its product Fad3p (gene FAD3). NCBI's taxonomy places the organism in Eukaryota, Fungi, Ascomycota, Pichiomycetes, Serinales, Debaryomycetaceae. Gene Ontology annotation, biological process: lipid metabolic process. Gene Ontology annotation, molecular function: oxidoreductase activity. The transcript has a single exon. The record is from RefSeq and is a predicted model, not a curated record. Bases 1 to 1299 code for a protein of 432 amino acids.
AUGAAUACUGUACAUGCAGCUACCACCACUGGAUUGGACACCAACUCUGGUUCACUGAUCAACAGGUCCGGCAAUGUUGCCACUUUGAGCAGCAACGCACCAACCUCCAACUUGACAACUAUUGAUACCAAUGGUAAUGUGUUUAAAGUUCCCGACUACACAAUAAAGGAGAUUUUACAAGCUAUUCCCAAACAUUGCUUUGACAGAUCAUUGAUUAGAUCAUUGGGUUACGUUGUUAGAGAUAUUACUAUGAUGGUUUUGAUUGGAUAUGUCGGACACCAGUUUAUUCCUCAAAUUGAAAUCACUGGACACGAAACUGUAUCGUCUGCCCUUAGAGGCGUUGCUUGGAUGGUUCAAUCCUAUGCAAUUGGUUUAUUUGGAUUCGGAUUGUGGAUUUUAGCCCAUGAAUGUGGUCAUGGUGCAUUUUCUGACUACCCAAAAGUCAACGACUUUAUCGGAUGGGUUCUACACUCAUACUUGAUCGUUCCAUACUUUUCAUGGAAAUAUAGCCAUUCAAAACACCACAAAGCUACUGGUCAUUUGACCAAGGAUAUGGUUUUCGUACCAUAUACCAAGGAGGAGUACUUGAAGAAGAGCAACGCUGAAAAAGUUGAAGAUUUAAUGGAAGAAAGUCCUAUUUGGACUUUUGCCGUAUUGGUUUUCCAACAGUUGGGUGGCUUACAAUUGUACUUGGCUUCCAAUGCAACUGGCCAGGAGUACAAGGGAACUACUUGGUACGGUAGAUCGCAUUACGCUCCUUCUUCUCCUGUUUUUGAAAAGCAUCAAUACUGGAAUAUCAUCUUGUCCGAUAUUGGUAUCAUUACCACCUUUACCGUCGUUUACCAAUGGUACAAAACUUUUGGAUUGUUCAACAUGAUGAUCAACUGGUUCGUCCCUUGGUUAUGGGUUAACCACUGGUUAGUCUUUGUUACUUUUUUGCAACAUACCGACCCUAGUAUGCCUCACUACACUGCCAAAGAAUGGACUUUUGCUCGUGGCGCAGCAGCUACAAUUGACCGUAACUUUGGAUUCAUUGGUCAACACAUUUUCCAUGACAUUAUUGAAACUCACGUUUUGCACCAUUACGUAUCAAGAAUUCCCUUUUACAAUGCUAGAGAAGCCACUGAAGCUAUUAAGAAAGUCAUGGGCGAACACUACAGAUAUGAAGGUGAGUCAAUGUGGGUAAGUUUAUGGAAAUGUAUUAGAACUUGUCAAUUUGUUGAUGAUGAUAAAGAGGACGCCAAGGGUGUUAUGAUGUUUAGAAAUGUCAAUGGUAUCGGUGUCAAGCCAAAGAAUUAG